UUAGUGUGCUGAACCCACGUGUUGGGAAGCAUGGCGGAGAUGGAGAGCGUGGACGGCGCCGAAACCAAGCCUUCCAAAGAGAAGAUGAAGAACGGCCACCGGCCUGCCGACCGCCAAGGCCUGCUGAAGCACAGCCGCGAGUUCUUGGAUUUCUUCUGGGACAUUGCAAAGCCGCAGCAGGAGACGCGACUUGAGGCCACGGAGAAGCUGUUGGAGUAUCUGCGCACCAGGCCAAAGGGGUCCGAAAUGAAGUACGCCCUGAAACGCCUUAUCACCGGACUCGGAGUCGGGCGAGAAACUGCCCGGCCCUGUUACAGUCUGGCCCUGGCACAGCUUUUACAGUCUUUUGAAGACAUCCCCCUGUGCAGCAUCUUGGAGCAAAUACAAGAGAAACACAACCUGCAGAAGGUUAAGAAGACCAUGAUGAGACCGGCUCUCUUUGGAAAUCUGUUUGGGGUACUUGCCCUCUUCCAGUCAGGCAGGCUAGUGAAGGACCCAGAGGCACUCCUGAAGUCAGUGCAGCUGCUGCAGACCCUGGCUGAGCAUUCCAACCAUCUGCAGGAGCAGCCCCAGAAGGCCUUGGUGGAUAUUCUCUCUGAGGUGCCCGUGGCCACGCUGAAGGAGAUCCUGCCAAAGGUCCUCACAGACGGCUUAAAUUCGGUGCUGAGCUCCCCUGAGCACCUGGCACUCUUCCUCCUGGCCCGGGAGAAAGUGCCCGUGAAACUCAAGAAGCUGAUGGGAUUGGUCGACCUUUUCUCAGCUGAGAACAUCCCCAGGCUGAUAGGUGUGCUGAAGACGGCGGCUACCUCCACAAGGAAGGAGCUCCAGCUACCUGACGUGGUCCUGAACCUGCUCCGUCUGGCACUGCGGGAGGACAAGUUCCCCCAAUUCUGGAACGAUGUCAUCGACCAGGGGCUCAUGAAGAAGCGUUGCUGGCCGGCAAACUACAUGUGUUUCCGCCUCCUGGGCGCCGCCCUGCCCCUGCUGUCCACGGAGCAGCUGCAGCUGGCGAUGCAGGGAGACCUGAUCCGGGUUUUGGGAGAGCACGUGCUUACUUCCCAGGGGCCAGGCAAAUACAGGUUUGCUCCCGAGAUGACUAAGUAUGUGAACACCUUCCUGGAAGGCUGCCGGGAAGACCCCGAGCGGCAGUUGGCUGCAAUGGUGGCCUUCACCUCCGUCACCAACCAUGGCCAGCCUGUCACAUCUACCAGCUGGCGUGUGGUGGAGUCCCUGAGCGUCCCCGCUCUCAGGGCCUAUGCGGCCUGGCUCCGGGACAUGUUUCUACAGCCCCGCCUGGACUCCUUGGUGGACUUCAGCACAAGCCACCAGGAGAAGAACAAGGACACAUCGUCAUAUGGGCCUGAGUAUCAUGUGUUGCGGCUCCGGAAAUGGAUCAUCUUCCGCCUGGUCAACCUCGUGGGAAACCUGCAUGUGGAAAAGGAGGAGGCACUGGUUGAGGAGGUGGUCAGGUUUUGCUUCUUCCAUGCAUUCUUCGAGACCAAGAAGCCGGAGCCACAGAUCCCAGAGACCAAGCAGCAGUUCUCCAUCCCCGUGGCGGCCCAGACCCGCGAAAUGGUCAGCUCUGCCUUCUUCAGCCUGCUGCAGGCCCUCAACACUCAGUUCAAGGCAGUGCGGGAGCGGGCCCUGGUGAAGCAACCCUGGUCAUACCGCCUGGUGCAGUUCGCAGACAUGCUGCUGAGCCACAGCCACCAUGUGGCCGCCCUGAAGCCCUUCACGAAGCCGCAGCACCAGGCCUGGAACCGGAUGCUGCAGACACUGAAGGAGCUGGAAGCGCUCUCCUCCGAUUCUGUGGCUGACACCAGGGCCAAAGGCAUGGCCUUCCAGCACCUGUUCCUCUUCGUGGGCAUCCACCUCUUCAAGAACCCUGAAGAGAGUUGUGACCUUCUGGGUGACAUCCAGACUUGCAUGACGAAGAGCAUGGGGGAGAAGGCCCGCCGGAAGCGCUCUAAGGCCACCUCCCCCCAGGAGCCACCGUGGGUGGAGGUGCUGGUAGAGAUCUUGCUGGCCCUGCUGGCCCAGCCCAGCCACCUGGUACGCCUGGUGACCCGGACUGUGUUCAGCCACAUCUGCUCACACUUGACCCCAAGGGCCCUGCAGCUCAUCCUGGAUGUGCUGAACCCCGAGAAGAGCCAGGACGAUGAGGAGGAGGAGACUGUGGUGGUCACAGACGAUUCCCAGAGGCUCACAGAAUCUGCAGAGGACCAGGACUCUGACAGCGAGGAUGCAGACUCAGGGAGUGAGAGUGAUGGAGAGAGCGGUGAGGAGAGCGGCGAGGAGGAGCGGGACGGGGACGUGGACCAGGGUUUCCGGGAGCAGCUGAUGGCGGUGCUGCAGGCCGGGAAGGCACUGGGGGAUGUGGACGGCGAAGAUGGCGACGACGACGAUGAGGAGCUGGGUGACGAGGCCAUGAUGGCCCUGGACCAGAACCUUUCCAGCCUCUUCGCCGAGCAGAAGCUGCGCAUCCAGGCCCGGAGAGACGAGAAGAACAAGCUACAGAAGGAGAAGGCGCUCCGGCGGAACUUCCAGAUCAGAGUCCUGGACCUGAUCCGAGUGAUGGUGACCAAGCAGCCCGAGAACCCCCUGGUCCUGGAGCUGCUCAAACCACUGCUGGACAUCAUCCGCUGCACUAUGCGCUCCAGCAGCACCCCCCAGGAGAAGGACCUCCUGCAGAAGACAGCCCGCAUCUUCUCACAAGACCUGUUCCACGCCCGACAGUACUGCCGUGACUUGGACAAUGCUGAGGAGAUGCUGCACCCCCGGCUGGCGUGGCUGGUGCAGCAGGCAGGCCGCCAGGUGGACGCCUCCAUCUCCCUCUACUACUUCAACGGCUCACUCUACCUGCUGCGUGUCUUGAAGGGUAACGCCGUCCAUAAGGCCCAGGGAGAGACCACCAGUGACUGCGACAAACCUGGAGACCCCAAGGCUCCCAGCGGCUUGAACCUGAGCUUCGUGGUCCCGCUCUACUCGUCAGCGCUGAGCUCCUUCCUGACCAGGCGCAACAGCCCCCUCACGGCCCCCAUGUUCCUCAGCCUCUUCACACGGCACCCAGUGCUCUGUAAGGAACUGCUUCCUGUCAUUGUCCGCCACAUGGCAGACCCCGUGCGGCCCCGCCAGCAGGGCCAGGCCUGUGCGCUGCUGCAGAAGAUGCUGUCCAUGGGGGAGCUCAGGCCAUGCUUUGAGGAUGCUGACUGGCAGAAGCUCAUCAGCCAGGUCCUGGCGAAGGUCACUGAGAAUGUGCGCAUGCUGGGGCAGGCUGAGAACAAGACGGAGCUGCAGAAGGAGCUGUCCUCCUUGGAACUGCUCAACACGGUCAUCAGGAAUGUUCGUCAAAGGAAGCUCUCCACGGACCUGACCGGCAUCCUGGCCGUGCUGCGGGGCCAGCAGCCUGCCCUACAGCAGAGGGAGCUUGAGGUGGGCUCCAGCCGGCUCCACGACCUCUACUGGCAGGCCAUGAAGUUACUAGGAGUUCAGCGCCCCAAGUUAGAGAAAAAAGAUGCCAAGGAAGUUUCCAGUGACACUCAGAGCCCCAUUAGCACAAAGCGGAAGAAAAAGGGUUUCUUGCCAGAAACCAAGAAGCGUAAGAAACGUAAGGCAGAAGGUGUCACCCCAGAGGAUGCUAAGCCUGCACCCCCCAGUGGGGACCAGCCGCCCAGCACAGGGAAGAAGAGGAAGAGGAGAAGAAGGAACAAGGCAAAGGGCCAGGUCCCAGCCCAGUCCCCAGUGAAUGGGGUACCUGCCACUGAGAGUCCAGUGCCAGCUCCACCCACCACAAGCCCCAGUGCCCCUGCCAAGACCCCGAAACAGCCAAAGAAAAAACAGAAGCUUUCUCAGGUGAAUGGAAUCUCUGUCCUGUCCCCCACUGACCCUGUCGGCAAGCAGCAGCAGCAACAGGAUCCUCCAGCAAAGGCGGUGUCAGGCAAGACCCCACAGACACCCCAGCCACGGAAAAAGGCCAAGUUGUCUCUGGCCAGCGGGAGCCCCAGUCUCCCUCAGAAGGAGGCCAAGAAGAAGAAAGUGCAGGCGAGGAAGGGGGACAAGCCAUGAGUGCAGGCUUUGCCCACCAGCCCCCAAGGACGCACACUGGCCUGGGGCUGGGGCGGCUGCCCCUUGAGCGUGGCCCUGGGGGUACGGAGCCUCUGAUCCUGGGCUGGACCUGCAGGCUCUCUGUCCAGGAGCUGCUGAGCCACAGGAGUGGGGAGGUCACUUCCCAGCAGUGUGUCUAGGGUCGGGGCCCGCUCAACAGCCCAUGCUCUUCCGUCAUCACGAAUCCCCAACCCCUGGGUCACUGCCGAGGGAGCCACCAGCCAUGAUUUAAAUAGGUUUAUUUCUUCAUUUACAAGGAAUAUAUUUGGCUUCUCUUAAGACUCUGAGAUUCACAAUCAGCAGCUCUAAAAAAUAAAGGAGCAGUUUGGCUUCCGGAAGGAAGAGGAGGCAACA
Molecule: messenger RNA, 4458 nt
Organism: Sorex araneus (European shrew)
Lineage: Eukaryota; Metazoa; Chordata; Mammalia; Eulipotyphla; Soricidae
Gene: MYBBP1A
Product: MYB binding protein 1a
Exons: 26
Coding region: 31-4065 (1344 amino acids)
Biological process (GO): regulation of DNA-templated transcription
Cellular component (GO): nucleolus
Molecular function (GO): transcription corepressor activity; sequence-specific DNA binding; RNA binding
Source: RefSeq, a predicted model, not a curated record